Molecule: messenger RNA, 756 nt
Organism: Bactrocera tryoni
Lineage: Eukaryota; Metazoa; Arthropoda; Insecta; Diptera; Tephritidae
Product: cilia- and flagella-associated protein 251
Exons: 1
Coding region: 1-756 (251 amino acids)
Source: RefSeq, a predicted model, not a curated record
AUGCGUCGUCACCUGAAAGUGUUUCUGCUGCUCGCACUCUUGGUCACUUAUGUGACAGCAAAGAAGAAGGAAGAGAAAGAGGAGUCUUCCGAAGAGGAAGAAGAAGAGGGCGAGAAGUAUCAUAAGGAGGAGCACAAGGAGAAGAAGCAUAAAGGAGACAAGGGUCAUAAGGAGCAUAAGGAAUGGGAGGAGGAUGAGAAGAAACACCACGAGGAGGAGGACCAUGAACAUAAAUAUGGGAAUAAGGGUGGGAAGAAGAAGAAAUACUAUGAUGAGGAAGAGGAAUAUGGUGAAAAGAAGGAGCAUGGGGCGCAUAAGAAGGGCGGUAAGCAUCACCAUAAGAAAAAACAUAAGAAGGGCCACAAAGAAUUGGAAUACCACAAGAAAUUCAAUAAGGACGAGUAUAAGAAAGAAAAGAAAUUCUACGAUGAUGAACAUAAAGCGGGACAUCAUAAGAAACACGGUAAGGAUCACAAGCAUGAUUUAGAGGAGGAGGGUGGUCAUAAAAAGGGUGAACACUAUGAAGCCGGCAAAAAGAAGGAACACAAGAAACACAAAGAACACUAUCAAAAGGGACAUAAAGAUGAAGAUGAGAAGAAGUACAAGAAGAAGCACAAACAUGGUGAACAUCACGAGGAGCACGAGGAGUAUGGCAAAAAAGGCGAAAAGAAGGCCAAACACAAGGAGGGUCACAAAAAAGAAAGCAAGAAAGAGAAAGAAAAGAAGAGCAAAAAGGAGGAAGAGAGCAAGCAUUGA